UCUUGAAUUUAAACCGUGUUGUAACGUUCUGUGGUAAAAUGGCAUUGGGCAAAGCUAUUUACUACACCGGCGACACCAUCGCCGAUGAGAUUCUGGGGUUGAUGGAGAAGUUUUCCAACGAAACGCUCGCCAAGCAAGAUAAGUUCCGCGUGGGGGUAUCAGGUGGCUCGCUGGCUGAUAUCCUUUGCGAGGGAAUGUACGAUAUACGGACGGAUUUCAGCAAAUGGCAGAUAUUCUUUUGCGACGAGCGUAUUGUACCGGAAACGGAUAAGGAUUCAACAUGGGGAAUCUUCAAAAGGGAUAUGAUUGAACAAUACGACAACAUUCCGGAGAGCAUAUUCUUCCCAGUCAAUUGUUCGCUGGACGUGAACGAAGCCGCCACAGAUUACGAGAAGAAGAUACGGAAAGCGUUUGGCAUGGAAAAUACCGCAGAUAUUCCUUCGUUCGAUUUGCUGAUCCUUGGCAUCGGUCCCGACGGGCAUACGGCUUCCCUCUUCCCCGGACAUCCACUGGUCAAGGAGGAGAAAAAACUAGUCGCUCCGAUCGAUAACUCUCCAAAGCCACCAUCGAAACGCAUCACCAUGACUUUGCCUUUGAUAAACAAUGCCAAAGUUUGCUUGUUCGGUGCCCAGGGAGGAGGAAAAGCUGAAAUCCUUAAGAAAAUCGUAGAGGAGAGAGAUAAAUCCCUUCCGGCAACGUUGGUAGAACCUACUAAAGGGGAACUCAUAUUCGUGGCGUGUGAUGCUGCUGGGGCUCUGAUAGAUGGAGAUCCGUUCCGGCGCUCGUAAAAU
Anopheles nili is the source of this 791-nucleotide messenger RNA. Its product is annotated as probable 6-phosphogluconolactonase. The coding region runs from base 39 to 788 and encodes 249 amino acids. NCBI's taxonomy places the organism in Eukaryota, Metazoa, Arthropoda, Insecta, Diptera, Culicidae. Gene Ontology annotation, molecular function: 6-phosphogluconolactonase activity. The record is from RefSeq and is a predicted model, not a curated record. Gene Ontology annotation, biological process: carbohydrate metabolic process; pentose-phosphate shunt. The transcript is spliced from 3 exons.